AUGCCUCGGUUGCCCUCUUCUUCUGAUCCGUUCCAAGGCCAGAAUGAACUUCCUCAGAGCAGUAAUUUGAUGUCUAGAAUAAACGACACUAUCCAGGAUAAACUCUAUCUUAUGAGAAAUGUUGGACAACAGACGUUAGAUUGGUAUCAAAAUCUGCCGUUGUGGAAGCGUACGUUGCUACAGGUGCUUUUUGUGCUUAAUACUAUUGUCAUAAUUUUAGUCAUGAUAUUCCAUAAGUCAAUAAUACAUGGAAUCGUAAUCGUAUCUGAUAAGUGGCACGAAUUGAAAUUUGGCCAGCCAUUGCUCUUUACGUUGAUAUUUAUGGUUGGAUUCCCGCCAUUGCUUGGUUUUUCUGCUUUGUCUAUGUUGACAGGCAUGGUUUACGGGUUUUUGCAUGGCUGGAUCUUGUUGGCGUGUGCAUCUAUUUCAGGAUCAUUUUGUUCCUUCCUUGUUUUCAGAUACUUGCUUCAUAGUAGGGCAGAGAGACUUAUGAAUUCAAAUAAGAGUUUCAGGGCAUUUUCAGAGAUAUUGCGAGAAGAUUCAAGUCUUUUCAUAUUGAUAUUAUUAAGACUUUGUCCAUUACCUUAUUCCUUGUCAAUGGUGCGUUGGCUGCUAUUCCAGAAUUACCAGCGACGACUUAUUUUUUGGCAUCAUUGA
Debaryomyces fabryi is the source of this 657-nucleotide messenger RNA. RefSeq lists its product as uncharacterized. Bases 1 to 657 code for a protein of 218 amino acids. Gene Ontology annotation, cellular component: Golgi membrane. Gene Ontology annotation, biological process: mitotic spindle elongation; vesicle-mediated transport. NCBI's taxonomy places the organism in Eukaryota, Fungi, Ascomycota, Pichiomycetes, Serinales, Debaryomycetaceae. The record is from RefSeq and is a predicted model, not a curated record. The transcript has a single exon.